This is a messenger RNA of Equus quagga, 1220 nucleotides long. Its product is annotated as cytochrome P450 2D14-like. Gene Ontology annotation, biological process: arachidonate metabolic process; xenobiotic metabolic process. The transcript is spliced from 7 exons. The coding region runs from base 133 to 1146 and encodes 337 amino acids. The record is from RefSeq and is a predicted model, not a curated record. Gene Ontology annotation, molecular function: oxidoreductase activity, acting on paired donors, with incorporation or reduction of molecular oxygen, reduced flavin or flavoprotein as one donor, and incorporation of one atom of oxygen; heme binding; iron ion binding. Lineage: Eukaryota; Metazoa; Chordata; Mammalia; Perissodactyla; Equidae. Gene Ontology annotation, cellular component: cytoplasm; intracellular membrane-bounded organelle.
UGGCACGGUACGGGCGCGCGUGGCGGGAGCAGCGGCGCUUCUCCCUGUCCACCCUGCGCAACUUCGGCCUGGGCAAGAAGUCCCUGGAGCAGUGGGUGACCGAGGAGGCCUCGUACCUCUGUGCCGCCUUCGAUGACCAGGCCGCGUCCCCUUCUAGGAAGACCCUUUAGCCCCGACGACCUCCUGAAUAAAGCUGUGAGCAACGUGAUCGCCUCCCUGACCUUCGGGCGCCGCUUCGAGUACAAGGACUCGCGCUUCCUCAAGCUCUUGGACCUCACGGAGGAGGGAGUGAAGGAGGAGUCAGGCUUCCUCCGCCAGGUGCUGGAAGCGAUCCCCGUGCUCCUGCACAUCCCUGGGGUGGCUGCCAAGGUCUUUCCUGGGCAGGGAGCCUUCAUGGCCCAGCUGGAUGAGCUGCUUGCUGAGCACAGGAUGACCCGGGACCCGACCCAGCCUCCCCGAGACCUGACUGACGCCUUCCAGGACGAGGUAGAAAAGGCCAAGGGGAACCCGGAGAGCAGCUUCAAUGAUGAUAACCUGCGCCUGGUGGUGGCUGAUCUUUUCUCUGCUGGGAUGGUGACCACCUCAACCACCUUGGCCUGGGCCCUCCUGCUCAUGAUCCUGCACCCGGAUGUGCAGCGCCGUGUCCAACAGGAGAUCGAUGAGGUGAUAGGGCAGGCGCGGCGACCAGAGAUGGGGGACCAGGCCUGCAUGCCCUUCACCAUGGCCGUGGUCCAUGAGGUUCAGCGCUUUGGGGACAUCAUCCCACUGGGCGUGGCCCACAUGACAUCCCGUGACAUUGAAGUGCAGGGCUUCCUCAUUCCCAAGGGGACCACGCUCAUCACCAACCUGUCAUCGGUGCUGAAGGAUGAGACCAUCUGGAAGAAGCCCUUCCGCUUCCACCCCGAGCACUUCCUGGAUGCCCAGGGCCGCUUCGUCAAGCAGGAGGCCUUCAUGCCCUUCUCAGCAGGCCGCCGCUCGUGCCUCGGGGAGCCCCUGGCCCGCAUGGAGCUCUUCCUCUUCUUCACCUGCCUCCUGCAGCGCUUCAGCUUCUCGGUGCCCGCUGGGCAGCCCCGCCCCAGCGACCAUGGUGUGUUUGGCUUCCUGGUGACCCCGUCCCCCUACCAGCUCUGUGCUGAACCCCGCUAGAGGGGGUACCAAGCCUCCAACCCACUCCUCGUGCAUGUGCUGAUGUCCAAUAAACCAUUUUGAUGGCUCCAACC